AUGAAUGAAAAUGUGAAUGUAGUAUUACCGGGGAAACAGAAAUUUGUUGAAAAUGAAGAUACUGAAAAUAAUGAAAAUAGUUACAAUCAGAGUACUUCAAAGAGUGUUAGAGACAUGAAAUUGGUAGCAUAUGAUGACAGUGAGAAUCAAAGAAAUGAGUAUAAAGUGGAUAAUAGUGAAGUUAAAGAAAGUGGGAUGCAAGUAAAGAAGGACGAAAGUAUUAUAAUGUCGGAGGUAAUUGGAACGCAGUCUAUUGAAGAAGAAAAAAUUGAACAAAGUAAAGUGCAAAGUAUAAGACAAGAUGGUUUGAAAGUAAUAAAUAAAUUUAACUUUAUUAAUGCGUCUUUUAAUCAAGUGAAUAGAAAGAGUAAGCAAAAUAUGGUCAGUAGUGAUAAAAAAGUAAGAAAACGGAAAAGAAGUCAUAAAAACAAUGUGGAUGAACUGAAUGAGUUACAAAUUUGUGAUGAAAAAGAUAAUAUAAUAAAAAGAAAUUUAAUGGAGAGUGACGAAGGUAUGGAAGUUUUAUAUAGUGCCAAGUAUGAUAAAAGUAUUGAAAAAUGUACGGUAAGAUUAGUUGGAAAGGAUAAUAAUAUAGUGUUAAAUGAAAGUGACAUCAUAGGAGAGAUGAAAGAAAGGUGGGAAAAUGAAGUGUUAACAAAUGGAAGCAAAGACAAUAAUACGAGUGAAGUACAAUGUAAUUCAAAAGAAAGUAGUGUUUCUAUUGAAAAUAAUAAAGUGCAAAGUACAGAAAUAUUGGUUGAAAACAAGAACAACAAUUUAAAUGAAGAAAAUAUCCAAUGUAAAAAAUCCUUGAAUAUGAAAAACAAGUUGGAUUUACAGAAAAAAAAUAUAGAAAUAACGGGGGAAAAAUUCAACAUUGUUGACGUAAGACCGGAUGGAAAUUGCCUUUUCAGAUGUUUCUCUAAAUUUUUAAAUUCAAAAACAAAUAAUUUGGAAGGGUCUGAAAACAAACAGUUGGACAUUCGAAAGAAAAUUGUUAAAUAUGUCGUACGUAAUUGGGAAAAUUUCGCUGAUAAAGAUAAUUACAAAAAUGUUGAAGAAUAUGAGAAGUAUAUGGGAAGAUCUGCAACUUAUGGUAUAGAUUCAGAAAUAGCAAUUUUUUCCAAAUUGUACUCAGUCAUUGUGGAAUUGUGCACGGUUAAGUCUGAAGCUACCAGUCUGAAAAAAACAGAAAUUUUAGAAAGCGAUUUGAUUGAUGGAUUUAUAUUUGAGUGUUAUGAAAGUGAAGUACGUGAAGAAAAAAAAUGA
Molecule: messenger RNA, 1269 nt
Organism: Leptopilina boulardi
Lineage: Eukaryota; Metazoa; Arthropoda; Insecta; Hymenoptera; Figitidae
Product: homeobox protein 9-like
Exons: 1
Coding region: 1-1269 (422 amino acids)
Source: RefSeq, a predicted model, not a curated record